AUGACGGCUUCUGAACCUUCAAACAAACCUGGAAACGUAAUCAGCACCAUUGUGGCAAACCAGCACAACAGCCCAGACGUGCGUUGCGGUCGCGACAUCGUCGACAUUUUCAACGGUGCAAUGCGUCGACGGCGUCCUGAAAGAUUGAAGAGAACUCAACUUCCCCGGCCGUGGUGUCGUAUCAACUUAAACAUUAUUCACGCCGCUGAUUCAACUCAACUAUCGAGCUCAAGACCGUCCCGGCAGCGGUGGCGUCAGUGGUUCAGGAGGAUAUAG
Messenger RNA from Pyricularia grisea, 276 nucleotides. RefSeq lists its product as uncharacterized. The transcript has 2 exons. The coding region runs from base 1 to 276 and encodes 91 amino acids. Lineage: Eukaryota; Fungi; Ascomycota; Sordariomycetes; Magnaporthales; Pyriculariaceae. The record is from RefSeq and is a predicted model, not a curated record.